AUGCUCGUGUUUUGGCUUCUCUCAGCCACGCCUCUACGCUCUCGCUUUCUGCCUAUCAGACUUGGCCAUUUUGCCAUCCAUCUCGGGUUUUUCUCUCUAUCUCUAUCUCUCUCUCUCUCUCCCCGAACGCGCACACGCGCUCUGCCGCGCUUGCGAUGGCAAGACGGCCAAGUCCGCGCGGCCUGUCCAACCGGCGAAAAUCGUAGCAUCCAACGCUGUCCCGCCUGUAUUGGCCUCAGCCGUUGCCGCAUUCUUGAGACCGGAGUCAGCUGUUUGUUGGACUUACUAUCACUCGUUUUACACCGUUUCAUCGUACCUGUUGCGGUUGGUGUUGCGGUUGCGGUUGCGGUUACGAAUGCGCAUGAGCAUGCGUACGGACCCCAUCCAUCGGACACACGCAUCGUCAAGUCGAAAUCUCUUUUGGCCGCAAAAUCCCUCCAGUCGCCCGCUACCUUCCGCCCCACCCCUCCAGCAGCUUCUGAAAUAAGGAUCUAUUUGUGCCAGACGAUGACGUAA
Protopolystoma xenopodis is the source of this 516-nucleotide messenger RNA. The record is from the annotation of a GenBank genome assembly. Lineage: Eukaryota; Metazoa; Platyhelminthes; Monogenea; Polystomatidea; Polystomatidae.